Messenger RNA from Diaporthe amygdali, 651 nucleotides. RefSeq names its product mads box protein. Gene Ontology annotation, molecular function: protein dimerization activity; RNA polymerase II cis-regulatory region sequence-specific DNA binding; DNA-binding transcription factor activity, RNA polymerase II-specific. The transcript is spliced from 3 exons. NCBI's taxonomy places the organism in Eukaryota, Fungi, Ascomycota, Sordariomycetes, Diaporthales, Diaporthaceae. Gene Ontology annotation, biological process: positive regulation of transcription by RNA polymerase II. The record is from RefSeq and is a predicted model, not a curated record. The coding region runs from base 1 to 651 and encodes 216 amino acids.
AUGGCCGACAUCACAGAUCAACACGACCAGACCUCACCCACCGAGCUCGAAGAUCAUGCCGGAAAUGGCGCUUCUGAGACCCGCGGUGUCAAACGCCAACGCCAGGCCGCCGCUGACGACGACGACGACGAUGACGAGAAGGGUGGUCGCGAGCGACGCAAGAUCGAGAUCAAGUUCAUUGCCGACAAGUCGCGCCGGCACAUCACCUUUUCGAAGCGUAAGGCGGGCAUUAUGAAGAAGGCUUACGAGUUGUCCGUUCUCACCGGUACACAAGUGUUACUGCUUGUGGUGUCAGAGACAGGCCUGGUUUACACCUUCACAACGCCAAAGCUUCAGCCGCUCGUCACUAAAGCCGAGGGCAAGAAUCUGAUCCAGGCAUGUCUGAACGCGCCGGAGCCCAGCCAAGGCAACGAAAAUGGAGUUGACGACUCCAACCAAGUCGACUCACCCGAAGAGCCACCCAGCCACAUGCAACAGCAACAAGGCCGUUCAAUGCCUCAGAACCCUCACAUGCCCCCGGGAUACAUGCCCAACGUUGGACCCAUGGAUCCAUCGUCGGCGCUAGCAUAUCAGAACUAUGUGCAGCGAGGAGGGCAGUACGCAAUCCCGCCUCAGGCCGGAAUGCCGCAGCACGCCCAGCACCAGUCAUAG